Messenger RNA from Suillus clintonianus, 6985 nucleotides. RefSeq lists its product as uncharacterized. The record is from RefSeq and is a predicted model, not a curated record. Lineage: Eukaryota; Fungi; Basidiomycota; Agaricomycetes; Boletales; Suillaceae. Gene Ontology annotation, biological process: fatty acid biosynthetic process. Gene Ontology annotation, molecular function: 3-oxoacyl-[acyl-carrier-protein] synthase activity; fatty acid synthase activity. The transcript is spliced from 22 exons. Bases 1 to 6966 code for a protein of 2321 amino acids.
AUGGUUUUUGCACAAGAACACUACCCUGUCGCACUGGUCGGCAUCUCCGCAGAGCUCCCAAGCGGUCCUCAUGGGACAAGCAACCUUGACUAUGCGUCGUUCUUCGACUUCCUCGUGAACGAGCACCAAGCUUACGAGAAAAUCCCGAGCGAUAGAUUCAACAUAGACGCUCUCAAGGGAGUCAAUAUCGGUGAAGUGUCUGCCGCACAAGGCGCAUUCUUAAAAGAUUUAGAUUUAUUCGAUCAUAUCGAGUUCGGAAUCAGCAGCAAGGACGCUAAGAAUAUGACAAUUGGAACGCGAAAGCUCAUCGAGUUGGCGUUCCUGGCCUUGUUGGACUCUGGAAUCGAUUAUAGAGGUAAAAAUAUUGGCGCUUACAUGGCAAGCGUCGCCCAUGACGCUUGGAUGAUUGCCGGCGAGGAUGAAACCGAAGCUCGUGGUUCAUUGGCGUAUUCCCCUUCAAUGGUUGCUAACCGUGUAUCAUACCACCUGGACCUACGCGGACCUUCCAUCCCCACAGAUACUGCUUGCAGCUCCAGUCUUUCGGCCUUCCAUCUCGCCAUUCAGGCAAUACGUAAUGGAGAGUUUGUGGAUUGGCUGGCAUACAGUCAAGGUGGAAUUCUUGCACCAGACGGUGUAUGCAAACCUUUCGACGCUUCUGCUAAUGGAUUUUCUCGGGGAGAGGGUGCUGUUGUUAUGGUCCUCAAACCGCUUGAAAAGGCUCUCCUUGAUAAUGACCACAUCUAUGCUACUGUUCUGGGCACUGGUAUCAAUUCCUCCGGUUCACUGGCUCCUGCAAACUCCCCUGUAGCCUAUGCUCAAAGGGAUGCAAUGCUCAGAGCCUUCAAACAAGCUGGCCGUCAGCCAAAUGAAGUCGAUUUCGUCGAGCUUCAUGCCACAGGCAAGUUCCUGGCACUCAGGACUGCAAUCGGCGAUCCAACGGAAGCCAACUGGGUUGGAGAGAACUUCAUGAAGAACGAUAACAAGGAGCUCCUUAUAGGUAGCGUGAAAGGAAACAUAGGUCACCUUGAGAUCACGGCGUUCCUUGCGUCACUGUGUAAGGUUUGUUCCAUGUUUGAAUCAGGAAUCAUCCCCCCCAAUGUCAAUCUCUCCAACCCCAAUCCGGCCAUUCGUUGGGAUGACUUCCAUCUUCGCGUCGCCUCAUCGCCAACCUCAUUGCCCUGUCAAUCCACUACUGGACGCUCGCUGAUCUCGUUGGCGAGCUCUGGAAUCGGCGGUGCCAAUGGUCACUGUGUUGUUGAGGGUCCUCCUACAACCAAUCCUGUGGUGCCGUUUUGGCGGUCGGAUGCCAUUCAUGCUCCUCACCUUUUGAUAGCGGGUGGCCUUUCUCCGCGUUCAACAGCAGCCGUGGGCGAAACUAUACGAGCCAUAGAUGGUGACAAAUUAUCUUCUGCAGCAGCGACAUACGGACGUCGAUCCAGGUCUAUGCCCUGGCAUUCAUAUGCGGUUACUUCAUCAAAUGCUCCCCCUCGUUUUAGUGAGCCUGUUCUCGCUCCCCGCACUCCUGCCCCACUCGUAUUUGUAUUUUCGGGACAAGGUCCCCAGCACUUCGAAAUGGGUAGAGAAUUUUUCAGCUCCUGCGCUGUCUUCCAGAAGAGCAUACUUGAAAUGGACGAAAUACACAAGCUUUCAACUGGGUUUUCGCUCAUCGCACACACUGGUCUUUUCACUCAAGAAUCUCGCUCUGCAAAAGCACUUGGCGAUGUCUGGCCUAUUGCAAUAACUCUUCCUGCUCUAACCAUGCUCCAAAUCGCAACUUUCGACUCUCUCGUGAGUAUUGGGGUGAAGCCUACUGCGAUUGUGGGCCACUCUGCAGGAGAGACUGCAUUGUUAUACGCAUCGGGAGCAGGUUCCAAAGCCAUGGCCGUGGAGCUUGCAAUUGCGCGCGGACGGGCUAUGACGCCUGUCGAAGGCGCAAUGGCGGCAGUCGCAUGCUCUCCUGAACAUGCCCAGGACAUCAUAUCUCAGAUACGCACCGAACAAGCCAAGGCCGAUGUGGAUGUUGCGUGCUAUAAUACUCCUGACGCCGUCACUCUAUCGGGAUCAUCUGCUGAUGUCGACCUCGCAGUUAAACGCGCGAAAGCCGCAGGAUUUUUGGCCAAGCGAUUAAAUACUACCAUUCCUGUGCAUUCCAGCCUGAUGGACGCCUGUCGUGACGAGUUUAUGCAGUUGGUAACAGACAUCUUCGAUCGCUAUCCUUCACAGCCGCCUCAAAUCCCGACGUAUUCCACUGAAUGCGGUAUGCUGAAAGUUGACCGAUUCAGUGCAGAAUAUUAUUGGUCUGGUACACGUGGCCCAGUGCAAUUCACGGGAGCAAUCCAGCGUAUGAUUCGCGAUAUCGGUGUUCCGAGCUUUGUAGAAAUAGGACCCCACCCAGCUCUCGCUAGUUAUCUUGUAGCCCUCGGCGGCGAGACAGCGACUGUUGUCUGUCCCUUGCGCAGGCCCAGGCCCAAUCAAGGAGAAGUAGUUUCUUUCCUUGAUGCUUUGGGCAAGCUGGCGGUCGCUGGACAUUGCUGUAUCGACUUCAAUGUGCUCAAUGGAUGCACCGCAGCAGAUGUCGCAAAACUACCCGCCUACCCCUUUUCGCGCAAGAAGGUCCUCUUGUACCCGAUUUCUUCUGGCAUCAAGAGAAUUCGCCAGCCUCGUAAUGGCCCGUUGAACUACUCUCAGCUUCGUAUCAACUCCAUGACACACCCUUACCUGGCUCAACAUGUGAUUCAAGGCGAGCCCAUCAUGCCUGCUGCAGGAUACCUUGAAAUGGCAUUGGAAUUUGGCGCAAGACAAUUGUGGGAUGUCAGCUUCUCAUUCAUGCUAGCUUUAUCUGGAGAUCAACCGGUGCCAGUUGAGGUUUCCACUGAAGGACCUCGUUGGUCAGUGCGCUCUGCUCUAGUGAAUCCAUUGCAAUCGUCUGGUGCACCACCCCAAUACGAUCGUUUGCAUGCUGAGGGCUACCUAUCUCUUGAUGCUCAAAUUCCAGCCUUACCAGCUGUGGACAUUCAGGCGAUAAAGGAACGCUGCACGCAAGUUGGCAUUGAAGGCUUUUAUGAUGGGCUCUACCACUUCGCUCAAUAUGGGCCAGAUUACCGAAGGAUAUUGGACUGCUACCGGGGUACUAGCGGGGGGCGUGACGAAGCUUUAGUGCAGAUCCGUGGUGAUGUCGGGGACCUUCCAGGACUGGAGAAGUUCAAGCUCCACCCCGUCAUCUUCGACUCCGCAAUUCAUAUUCUGGUCCAUCCGAUUUUCACCCAUCUUUCAGACGAAACAUUGUACUAUCUUCCUUCUCGCCUGCAAAAUCUGACGGUUCAUGAAGCGCUUUUGACUUCCCCGUUCCCGCGGUCUAUUUAUGCUCAUGCUGUCUUCCGCCAGUGGACACCUCAAUCUUUGACAUAUGAUGUCACCCUCCUGGAUGAAGCCGGAAAUCGUCUCUGCACCAUGCAAUCAUUCGAAGUUGCCCUCCACGGAGAGUCCUCUCUAUACGGGCCGACUUCUCGCUUCGACUUGGUGCAUGAGCCCACCUCACUUGACCUGUCUUCGUGUCGUAACCCGACCGAGGACCAAACCAGAGAUGGCUCAAUGGAUGCUAGCACAUCAUCACCUCCGCUCAACAUCAUCGCUUACGAGCAUGGAAAAGAGACAGAACUUCAGUCGAUAUUUUCUGCACUGGACGCCACCACUCCGUGCGACAUCUAUAUUACAGCACUCGCUGGUCCGGACGGAGACGGGGCUACCGGAUUCGCGCGAUCCUUACGGAAGGAACAUCUCUUGUGGACAAUUUGGGCUGUGGUGUUCGACUUGGAGUGGGACGAUGAAAGCAUAAGACGGGCAGUUGAAGUUAUGUCCAAGACGCCCCAGACGGAGACCGAGCUUACGGUGGACGCAUCCGGAUUGGUCCAUGUCCCAAGAAUAACACCUUGCGAGGGCCCGAAGAAGAUUUCUCCUUUCAACUUCCAAGAACCAUGGCGGCUCGAGAAGUCUGCAGUUGUUCAAUGCUCGUCUCCUCCUUCGGACUCUAAUUCGGCUGUCGUGCAUGUGCGAAAUGUUAGCCGAUCGGAUGAUCAGAUAUGGUCUUUCGUUGGCUCCUUGGGCAGCUCACACAAAAGUGUCACGGGGAUAUCCACUUCCCCUGUUGGAAACACCAUCGUAUCGCCACUGGAUAGCAUGGUGGAUGUCCCAGUGGCCAUGGAUGUUGACGCACCGAUGGGACCCCCUGUCCUCGCCACUGCUAUAGCAGUCCUUGCUGUUGGUUCUGUGUAUUUUGAGAACCCUGGAAGGUUCCGUGGAGAGAUUCUCGUGACGCAUGCAGAUACUCAGACUAGCAUGCUGAUUGCUCAACUCUACGUUCUCCAAGGCUUCCGCGUCACUACUCUAAAGCAACAUGCAACGGACUCCGAAAUUAGCCACCUCCCCAACGGCCAUUUCAGUAUAAUCGUCUCUGAGUACAAAGACACGGCAACACUUCACCUCUUAUCACGCCUCUUGACGGCUAACGGGAAGACGUUUGCAUGGAAGCAUCCUACAAAAGGCUUGCAGUCGCUGCUCGCCUGCGACCCGUGGUUAAUUGGCCAUGCUAUUCGUCUUGGAUCAAGUGUAGUUGGCAACGCACUCAGGAUUCCUAUGUGCAACAUAAGCGAGCUCGUAACUGUCAUGCCUGGCGAUCCUGUCCAUGUGAAGAAACACCUCUUCAGCGACAAGAAGGCAUAUCUACUGGUGGGAGGUCUCGGCAGUCUCGGACUUCAGAUUGCCCAGUGGAUGUACAAGAAUGGGGCUCGGGAAAUCGUUCUGACCUCGCGGACUGGGCGCGCUGGAAUUCAGCGCAGGGGAGAUACUGCGUCUCUGCGCAUCAUCACAUAUCUCGAGAGCGUACCUGAUUUGAAUUUGCGCAUUGAGGCGAUCGAUGCCCUCUGCGAGCCUGACAUGAAAUCGUUGGUGCAACAACUCCAGAACCCGCUCGGGGGAUGCAUGCUACUCUCCGUGGUUUUGGCGGAUGGUCUCUUUUCUGGGCUAUCCGCUGAGAAAUUCAAUGCGCCAUUCCAUCCCAAGAUUGGAGCCUUCGAGGUGUUAUGCAACACAACCGAUACAAACAAGCUGGAUUUCUUGAUUUCAUUCUCCUCAGUGUCGGCACUAUUUGGGAAUGCAGGUCAAACUAACUAUGCUGCAGCAAACACUAUAUUGGAUGGCAGAAUGCGCACCAUGCCAAACGCAUUCUCUAUUGUAACUCCUGCAGUCACAGACUCGUUCGUCGCAUUGGGUGCAACAAAGCUUAGACACUUGACGGAUUGGGGAAUGUCAUCUCAAAGGGUCCUCCAAUUCAUCGAGGAAGGCAUUCAAAAGCUUGCUGAUGGUCCUUUCUGGUUUUAUAUUCCGGAUUUCGACUGGGAAGCUGUCUGUGCCAACCUGGGGAACGCUCCCAUGUAUGACCACUUAUUGCCCGAGCGGACGAUUGCGGAAGACGGAGCGUCAACCGCAAAAGACAGUGUUUCGAUAAGCGACAUAUUGUGUGCCACCCUGGACAUUGCGCACGAAGAUUUGGAUCCAGACGUUCCUUUAACGGUUUACGGUCUGGAUUCAUUAUCUGCUGCAAGGCUAUCCUUUGCCUUGAACCGCUUCUUCUCCAUCAGCCAAACCCAGCUCCUUGCGAACGUGACCCUUCGGAGUCUAGAAGCGCGAUUGGAGGACCAGCAGCUGUCCGCCGUCACUGAAGCGGAGCAGAGGAGCGCAUCUGCGCUUCACAAGGUAUCUGAGAUGAGGUCCUUGGUCGCAAAGUACACGUCUGGAUUCAAAAGCCCCAAGACGCUGUUGCCUUCCUCUCUCAACUCACGAGACUGUGUUGUUCUCGUAACUGGUACCACAGGAGUCGUGGGUGCAAACCUUCUGGAAUGCUUACUCCGUGUACCACAAAUCACUCGCAUAAUUCUCCUCAAUCGUACGAAGCCCGGAACUCCGACUAUGAUGGAACGUCACCAAGAGAUUUUCAAGGCACAGUCCCUCGACCCGACAGGACUGGACACAGACAAGGUCGUGUAUUUGGAAGGCACUCUGGACAAAGAUCACUUUGGGCUGUCGACUGACACAUUCAACGAAAUGGCUCGAAACGUCACCCACAUUGUUCACGUUGCUUGGCCAGUGGACUUUGCGAUUCCCCUCGCUGCAUUUGAGCACGCUAUUCACGGUCUGCGGAACUUGGUGGACUUCGCCAUUUCCUCGCCCUGGCAAGUUCCGCCUCAAUUGCUUUUCACAAGCACAGUCGGCGUAUUAAGUGGCCUCACAUCGUCGAGCCCUGUGGAGGAGGCUCUUGUACAUGACCCCAGUAUAUCUGUUGGUGCGGGGUAUAUCGAAAGCAAAUGGGUUGCAGAGCAGGUUUUGGCAGCGGCUGCUGAUGCCACGCGCCUGAAGCCAACAAUUAUUCGCCUGGGGCAACUAACCGGAGGGCGCAAGGGGUACUGGAAAGUAACGGAAUGGAUACCAUCCAUGAUCGGAUCAGGCCUCUCUCUUGGCGUUUUGCCUAACCGUGUUAAUACUGUAAAUUGGCUUCCAGUUGAUGUGGCGGCGGCAUCGUUGGUUGAGAUGUUUGAUUCACCCCCUGGCGUGUAUCACUUCACACAUCCAAGUCCUGUUUCAUGGACUAUUCCGAUGCAGGAAGCUGCUCGCAUCAUGAAUGUUCCAUUGGUCCCCUAUGCUCAAUGGCUCGCUUCUUUGGAGAAACAGGCGUCAUCACAAACGUCAAAAACUUUGCAAAACCCUGCGCUGAGGUUACUUGACUUCUUCAGGUACACCACUCGGAGAAAGAACACUACGAACACCGAGAAUUUCUUAGAGCCAGAGCUCUCGUGCGCUAAAGCAUUGCAAGAAUCUUCGACACUACGAUCAAUGGUCUCGAGCCCACUGGGAGCUCAGGAUGUAGCUAAAUGGAUGGGAUACUGGCGCAGCGUUGGCUUUAUUACUGUCUGAUUCGAAAUUAUCACCCUCC